AUGAGCGCGAAGAAUUUUGGUUUUGGGGAUACCAACUCUCCAAUUCAAACGUCUGUUGAUUUACAAUCCCAAUCUCGUAUUCAAGAUUUUCUUCCGUCUGCUACCUCCUCUUCUCUUUUCGAUUAUGUCGAUGCGACGCCAACGAACAGUAUGGACUAUAAGGAUGGCGGAACUUAUACAGGAAACUAUGCAUUGUAUCAAGACAACUUUCCCGAAGAUAUUCAUCAGAGUAACGUUGACACGAUGAAUGUCAGUUGGAUACACCUCUUUGCGGUCAAGUCGAAACCCAUACAAAUGCCAACAAUACAUAUGUUUCAUACACCAAUACCCACGAGCAACGAGUACAUUAUUAUGAGAGAAGAGCGAACUCAAUCAAUGGUAGGCAGAAUAUCAGCUGCUUCGAGCGUUGGCGAAAUGUUAGCUCUAACUCGAAUGUGA
Messenger RNA from Paraglomus occultum, 438 nucleotides. NCBI's taxonomy places the organism in Eukaryota, Fungi, Glomeromycota, Glomeromycetes, Paraglomerales, Paraglomeraceae. The record is from the annotation of a GenBank genome assembly.